Closterium sp. NIES-65 is the source of this 1464-nucleotide messenger RNA. The record is from the annotation of a GenBank genome assembly. Lineage: Eukaryota; Viridiplantae; Streptophyta; Zygnematophyceae; Desmidiales; Closteriaceae.
AUGUCAGUCCAAACGCUGAUGCUAGCUGCUCUCCUUUCACUGUCGAUAUUGGCGACAGCUGCGGACCCGUUGACGACACCUGCGGACCCGUUGGCGACACCUGCGGACCCGUUGGCGAUACCUGCGAACUCGUUGGCGACACCUGCGGACCCGUUGGCGACAGCUGCGGACCCGUUGGGGACAGCUGCGGACCCGUUAGCGACAGCUGCGGCCGCGGCAAAAACGGCGGGAAUCAUAGGGGAGCUGAAGGCGCUGCGGCAGAAAUUGAUGCUAAAUCCCCGUUUGAGAUACCUCGUCAUGAGUCAAGUUCUUUCUCAGCUGAUUACUCAAGGAAAAGCCCUCCCCACCGCCAUGGACUUGACCCUUUUCAUUCACACCACCAUCUUAAUACCCACCGACGCCGCGCUUCUGUCGAGUGGCCUCCUCCCGAAUCUUAAAAACCCGGGAGCCUCGCUCAAUCUCUUUAAGAGCCUCUCCUUCAACAUCAUCAAGGGCAAGAAGCGGUUCGCCAAGCUGAAGGCUUUACCUGAAGGGAAGUCGGUUGCGCUUCUGCUGAACAAUGGAAAGUUGUUUCGGCACACACUCUGUGCACCCCGCAAUCUAUUAUCCUUUGCCUCACCUGCUUCCCCCCUCCCUCCUCCCUGCUUCCCCCCUCACUCCUCCCUGCUUCCCCCCUCCCUCCUCCCUGCUUCCCCCCUCCCUCCGCCCUGCUUCCCCCCUCCCUUCUCCUUGCUUCCCCCCUCCCUCCUCCCUGCUUCCCCCCUCCUUCCUCCCUGCUUCCCCCAUCCCUCCUCCCUGCCUCCUCCCUCCCACCGCCCUGCUUCCCCCCUCCCUAUGCCCUGCUUCCCCCUCCCUAUUCCCUGUUUCACCCCUCCCUCCGCCCUGCUCCCCCCCUCCCUUCGCCCUGUUUCCCCCCUCCCUAUGCCCUGCUUCCCCCUCCCUUCGCCCUGUUUCCCCCCUCCCUCCGCCCUGCUCCCCCCCUCCCUUCGCCCUGUUUCCCCCCUCCCUCCGCCCUGUUUCCCCCCUCCCUCCGCCCUGCUCCCCCCCUCCAUUCGCCCUGCUUCCCCCUCCCUCUGCCCUGCUUCCCCCCACCUCCGCCCUGCAUACCCCCAGCCUCAUAGAGAGGAGGGACGGACGCGAAACAAGGGGCCAACUCAGCAGUUGCUUUUAGCAUCUGGUGAUGCUGACGAUGCCAACCAGGAUACUGCCUGCUUCUCACCACAAUGGGUACGGAUGGGUAGGUUCUGCUGGUUGAGACGUCUCAAAAGGCGCCGCACAGCACUCUGUGGCGUGGAAGGUGGAUACAGAGGGCUAGAGACAUGGGUGGAGGGACAGACGGGGGGAGGGACAGAGGGGGGAAGGGACAGAAGCGGAGGGACAGAGGGGGGGGGGCAGAGGGGAGGAACAGAGGGGGAUGCACAAAGGGAGAUGGUCAGGAGGGGAGGGAGAGAUGGGGAGGGAUAG